Fonsecaea multimorphosa CBS 102226 is the source of this 1008-nucleotide messenger RNA. RefSeq lists its product as uncharacterized. The transcript has a single exon. Bases 1 to 1008 code for a protein of 335 amino acids. Lineage: Eukaryota; Fungi; Ascomycota; Eurotiomycetes; Chaetothyriales; Herpotrichiellaceae. The record is from RefSeq and is a predicted model, not a curated record.
AUGCCCAACUUCAGCAAUCCAGCUUAUGGCGCGCUCCCCGACUUCACGGACUCUGAUCUGCCCGAAGAUCUCGCGGAUUGGGCAAGUAUUCAAGCCCCGGCUAAUCUGGCCAUGGAUGAAUUAGACGGCAACGGUGACGGCGACGGCAACGGACACCUCACCUCGUCGGGCUGGCCGGACGGUGUUUGGCCUCCGACUUCCUCCCCCAUUCAAGAUUUCUUGCCCGAGGAAAAUGACGGAGACGUUGAAGGUGAGAGAGACGAUUCCCGCGACGAGGACGAGUGGUUCCAACACCAACUCUACUUUGCCCGGCAGGCUCUGCUGAACAACUCGACCCCCGAUACUGGUGGCCCGAGUGACGCUGCUGCUGGUCCUAUCUCGCCCCCUGCUUCUCAGGUUGACAGCGAUGGUGACGAUGACGACGAGGAUGACGAGGACGAGGAUAGCGAUCACGAGUGGUUCAAUGAGCAGUGGUUCAACGGCUACUACGAGGACGAAGAUGAAGAAAACCCAGAUACACCACGAAUUACCCCUUUACCUCGAACGCCGCCGCCUCCUCCCAGGAUCCAACGCCGAAGCACACGGAAAUCAGGAGGCAACGUGCUCGACGGCGGCGCGCCCAUGUUAGUCUUUGCCCUCCAGAACUGGCGCGAACGGCGCGACGUCAUCAUCGCGGAGAAGAGAAAAGCUGACAGACUCGAGCAGGAAAAGCUGCGGGAAGAGAAACUCGACCAGGAAGUCCUGGUCGAGAAUCGCGUCCUGGGGCUCGACCACGCCGGCGCCACGGGGAUGGGUCUCCUGUUGCGCAGGAACGAGAACGGUAAGCGCGUCGUCAGCGGUGAUGGUGCUGCUGCCUUGCGGGUGGUGAGGGACACGUUGGAUUAUCGAAAGUUCGCGACCGCCGGGGCGCGACGGGAGAGGAAUCGUCGAGAGAGUGAGGAGGAGGAGGAGGGGGAGGUGGUGGAUGCGUACGUGAGAGAAGAUGGGAGUGUGGAUCUCUUCACCUGA